Polyodon spathula (Mississippi paddlefish) is the source of this 1360-nucleotide messenger RNA. RefSeq lists its product as uncharacterized. Gene Ontology annotation, cellular component: plasma membrane. The record is from RefSeq and is a predicted model, not a curated record. The transcript has 3 exons. Lineage: Eukaryota; Metazoa; Chordata; Actinopteri; Acipenseriformes; Polyodontidae. Bases 164 to 934 code for a protein of 256 amino acids.
CACAGCUGGCAGCUACUAUGACACACUGCUGAGGAAGUGCAUCAGCUGCACAGAAGUGUGUGGGCAGCACCCAGUGCAGUGUGGAGCUACCUGUCAGGCCACAGCAGCAGCUUCAUCAGUGUGGUCCCCCACGAGGACAGAGCUGGAGCUGCAGCCAGCGAGGAUGGGGAGGCCGGUGCUGGAGCACUACCAUGCGGCCCUCAUCUACUCCCUGCUUGGUGUCUGCCUCAGUGUUCUGCUCUGUACCCUGACCCUGGCUGUGUUCAUGAUGCUGAGGAAGAGGAUGGAGGCAUGCCCCAGGAAAAAGGCCAGUGGGCACACCCCUGCCUCCUCCAAAGCUUGUUUAAUGGAAUCCGGCAGUCUGCAAGGGAGUGUGAGUGGAAGAGGGACCCCCGAGACUGUGGGGACCUGCAGCUGCUGCUUUCCUGAGCCAGCAGGGACUGAAACAGCACCACAGACACACAGACACACUGGACUGGCAGCGAUGGAGACAGCACCGCAGACACACAGACACACUGGACUGGCAGCGAUGGAGACAGCACCGCAGACACACAGACACACUGGACUGGCAGCGAUGGAGACAGCACCUCAGACACACAGACACACUGGACUGGCAGCGAUGGAGACAGCACCGCAGACACACAGACACACUGGACUGGCAGCGAUGGAGACAGCACCGCAGACACACAGACACACUGGACUGGCAGCGAUGGAGACAGCACCUCAGACACACAGACACACUGGACUGGCAGCGAUGGAGACAGCACCUCAGACACACAGACACACUGGACUGGCAGCGAUGGAGACAGCACCGCAGACACACAGAUGCACCGCAUUGCUCUACCAGCAGGCUGCAGCCACCACGGCUUCAUCCAUGUAUCGCAGUGACAGAGCCCUUAAUAUUAUUUGUUCCCCGACACAAACUACCACAUAAGAAAGCAAUUGCUAAACAUUGCACUAAAGGGGGUUUAAUAUGUUAACACUGGGGCACAUCUCAGGGUUUUUAAAGGUUUUUAAAACUUUGAGUCCUCUCAGUUUUUACUGUGAGCUUAGUACAUACCAACAAAAUAAUUUCAGUAAAUCUUACCUGAUAUGUGUAGCCUUCGUUUCUUAGAGCUUGCAUGUUCCUAUUUGAAACAUGUACACAAUGGUUCAGGUGAUUUUUUUAUAUUUAUUUGUUUGAAGCUGUUAGUGAAGAAAAUGUAUCAUAUGCUCCUUUCAAUGCUGUACUUCUAGAGAGUUUGCACGAAGGAACUAAAUUGACAGUGAAGAGCAUAAGAAGAGCAGUGCUUGUUACUCAAAUGUGAGCCAAUGAAUAAAGCUUUUGGGAGUUUAAGCUCUUUUUAAGAAAAUAAAUAUA